UCUUUUAUAACUGAUUAUUUCUUUUUUCAUAAUUGUAUAUUUGUCUAUAUUUAUAAUUUUAAAUAAAAAUAAUAAUAAUUUUGUAAUAUUAUUAGCUACUGCGUUUGCAAAUGCAUUUAUUCCGCUUCUGCACUAAACAGUGUGUAAAUGCACUUUUCAUGCUAUAUAUGCAGCUUCAGGUGCAGUGCAGGUAAAAGUUUCCCGGUUUAAACAGUCAUGCGCUCUCACAGAUCUAGCAACAUCCAUGCUCACAAUAUGUCUUUAAAACACUUCUUACUCUUCGCCGGGUCCAACUGUCACCCAAACCGAUGAAAAUGCCCCUUCACUGCUCCACUGAGCACUUAUCUUCCUGCUAGCGACUCUAAUGUUCCACUAUGAGGAGCUUCCAUGUGACGUCGAGGCCGUCUAGCUUUGUGUGUCCAUAUAUGGUCAUCUACGUCACGCAGUUGUUCCGUCCUCCAGUUGAACAAGAAAGCGUUGGAGUUCCCUGCGCUCGCAACAGAGCGAGCAGUGCUACACUUGUGCAAUCACCUCCACCGCCACCAACACCAACAUCUCUCUCUGCUCAUCCAGAGACAAUAACACUUCACAGAAAUCAAACACAAAACUGUCGACAAUCAUCCUCGCGAGGAGACUUCAGCGCGUUGCUCGUCGCGCGCUCGGAUACAAUUUCAAAGGGAUUGAGAUCUCUUUCUGUCGCUUUUAGAGAGAUUUCAGAAGACUGGAGAUUGAUCGGGACGGAACACCUGUGCGUGCUCAUUAAUGACAGACUGAAUAACUGCUAUGACAGGUAAACUAGCGGACAAGAUCCCUAUUACCAUGAGCAGUUUAAUCAACACCAUCCCUGACAGUCUCUAUCCAGAAGAAGACAUUCCCACUUCUAUGAACAUUUUCACAAACCCGGAAUCUAUUUCGCACUACUCGCAGAUGAAUACAGAUAAUAUCAUGGACUUGGGGAUGGGCGGCGAGAAGGGCAGCGGAGAAGUUCAAUACGGCUCCGGUUUCCAGUCUGGUCGAAGUGGGCAAACCGUCACCUACUUGGGCAAGUUCGCAUUCGACACCCCUCCAUCCGGCAGCAUCGGAGGCUCCGGAUGGUGUCCCGACAACAACAUCAUCAGUCUGGUGAGUGCGGGAAUCCUGGGGGUGUCACCGUCACCAGGCAACAUCACCACUCAGACGUCUUCGUCAAGCGGCAGCAUGGGUGGCCAGUCGUCAGACAUGGAGCAAGUAUACGCACCACCCCUUCCUGCCUACUCGACCUGUGGCGAGAUAUACCCAGAACAGGUGACGUUCCACCACAGCCCGGCCACGUCCUCGUCUCUGCCUUACCCGAGCACCGACUACCACACCACCUCCAAACCGGGCAUGGACGGAAGUCUCUUUUCCAUGAUCCCAGACUACAACCUCUUCCAUCACCAGGGGGACGUAGGGGUGAUGGAGCAUAAACCCUUCCAAACCAUGGACCCUAUCAGAGUGAACCCACCUCCCAUAACUCCCCUCGAGACCAUUCGAGCCUUUAAGGAUAAGCAACAGAUCCAUCCCGGCUUUCUCGGUGGGCAACAGCACAUUUCCCAACACCAUCAACCCUCUCAGACACUCGCCCUCAAACCCAUUCGACCAAGAAAGUACCCUAACCGGCCGAGCAAAACUCCAGUGCACGAGCGACCGCACGCCUGUCCGGCGGAGAACUGCGACCGUCGCUUUUCGCGAUCAGACGAAUUGACGCGUCACCUGCGGAUCCACACGGGACACAAACCCUUCCAGUGCCGCAUCUGCAUGCGAUCCUUCAGUCGCAGCGACCAUCUAACCACGCACAUCCGCACGCACACCGGCGAGAAGCCCUUCUCUUGCGAGUUCUGCGGACGCAAGUUUGCGCGGAGCGAUGAGCGAAAGAGGCACGCCAAGGUGCACCUGAAACAGAAAGACAAGAAACCCACGGACAAGGGCAGUACCGCUGGGGCAGGGGGGAGCCACACCUCUCCUCCCAGCUCCUGUGGGAGCGCGGGACCCAGCAGUGCCAAUAUCAUGACCGUCACCACUUGUGCAUGAGAUGGACUUGCAAAGUAAGACUUUGAGGAGAAAAAAACGAAGGUUUCUUUCUCCUCUUAUAUACACACUUGACUCUUAUACUCGCUCCCUCUCACUAUAUCCAUCCGUUUCCUACGGUUUUCAUUGAUUGUGGUGGCAUUUUUCUGUAGCCACUAUUGUUUUAGGUCAAAUGAGUGGGGAGUAAGUGGACUCGUGUUGCAUGGAUGGGACGGAGAGGGCGUCAAAGACGACGGUUCAAGCAGUCAGGUCAAUCCACAGAAAGAGCACUUGCAGACGCAGCGCAGUCAUAAGGGUUCAACUCUCAGCUCUGGGGACCAGAGCAAUCUCUUGAGAUUUUAGUCUUUUCAUUUGUUUUGUUUUUUCCUUGUAUUUUGGUUUGUCAGUGAGUUGUCAGAUAAAAAGAGCACUUUCAUUUGCUUUAAUGUGUUGCAGUCUUUUUAAAUGAUUGUUAAUUAUUUAAUGUUUCAGUGUUGUUGUUGUUUUUCAACAGAAUGUGCCAAAUGCAUUUAAAUACAGCAGACAAUUAAAAAAAAUAAUAAUAAUAAUAUUGUUUGUAUUAACCUAAUAACUUUAUUUCAAAUGUGGAUUUGGGGAAAACCUACAAGCUCUGAAGGCUCAAGGAGACUGAGUUCAGGUGGACGUUAAAAGUCUGUUGCAUUAUGCAGUUGCGUUAUUUUACUAUUUCCAAAUCCCUUAUAUACACAAGUAAGGGAUGCAGAUGGCAUUUGUUAUCCGCAACGGACUUUCAGUGCAAUAAUAAACGAAAAACAACAACAACGACAAUAAAACACAGUCUGGCUCACUUUCGCAAGUAUAGUAAGGAUUGAAAUUAAGACACAGCUGUGGCCUUUACCUGUUUCGCUUCAUUUAGUGUGCAUAAGGGCCAAACCUGCAGUUCUGCAAAUCUACUUCUGGUGGAGUGAGAUACGGUGAUCCGAUCCAAACAUUUUGCCUUUCUGUUUUUGCAACCUGUAUCCCUGCAUGCAUCUAGUAUCACGUCUUUGCUAGUACUGAAAAGAUUGCAUCAGUCAUGACUGAAGACCCACAGCAAUAUGCAUCCAAUUCAAACCACGCAGAGUGUCAACAAGAGUUACUACUUUAAAAAUGACUAUUUUUAUGUGACAGUUGUCCUUUUGUUGUCCUAAUUGUCAUUGUUUUACUGGACAGUUGCGUUUCCUGCUUUCAUCAUCCAAUAAUUUUCAUCGGGUCCCUUUUUAUGCACAUUAUAUAUUCAGCACGCAUUUUAACACACAUGUACACACGGUUUUCAAAAACGAAAUCAGCCAAAAUUAUGGUAAUGCUUGCCUGCGAGCAUCACCACUGGGCAGGAUUGAUCUUAGGAGUCAUUGUUUUGCAUUUUUACCGGCUGAGGCCUGCCUGCUAUAUGCAUGCCAUUCAAGACGUUUUUGGAUGGGAACAGUUUCAACAUUUAUACUGCUCUCAGGGGCAGCACCGUAAUGUGGUAUAUCUCCACGGUUACUCAUAUCCGGAUCAUGCCUAGAGAUUCUGAAUAUUAAUGAUGAGAACGAGAGGGGAUUUUGUACAGAUAAUUAUACAAACAUAUUACUACAUGUUUUCUACUUGGAAUGUACAAAGCAAUGUCCUUCAGUAUUACAAUGUUUGUCCGUGCACGUGUGUGUGUGUGUGUGUGUGUGUGUGUGUGUGUGUGCGUACGUACGUGUGUGUAUGCUAAUGCAUAAGCAAACACCCGUAUACUUAGAUUUUACAUUGACUGAAUGUUGAAACAAAGGGUGUGUUUACAUUUUUGUUUUCUUUCUUUCUUCUGUUUUGGAGAUUGUGAUUGUGUACAUAGUGCAGAAUGUUUUUAAGUGUGUGUGCAUGUGUGUGUGUGUGUGUGUGUGUGUGUGUCUGUGUGUGCAAGAAAAAUCGACUAUUGACAGUGUCAAAUGUGAUGCAUUCUCCGGCAUUUCUUCAGUCUCAAAUAUUAUCUGUUAUUAGCGCAAUUUUGCAAAUGAUGACUGUUUAAUAAAUGAAUAAACAGUAAGAUUAUUUGGUGAAAAAAUCAAAGCAAAAACUUGUGUAUCUCAUUACCUUAUAAGCAAACUAUGCAUACAAAACACUACAGUAGUAUUUAACUAAUUUCAGAAUGUUGAGCUUUCAUUUAAAACCUACACUUUAAAGACUUAAAAUUGAAACAAUAAUUCAAAAUAGUUUUAACCAUAUGGUCCGUAACUCCCAUAUAUAAGCACUCCUCACUCCUGGCUUACAUUCCCAGAAAAAUUAAAUCAUCCACACUUUAUACCAUAUUUUUUGCAGGCUCUCGCCAUCUUGGGCAAACCACUUCUGCAACGUAUCUUCUGGCAGAAGUCCCUUUUUAUUUAUUUUUUUUCUGGUGGUGAGGUCAUGCAUUAAUAACUAAUAGAAUAGUGAUAUUUAAGACAAUUUUGAACAAUUAAAUAUAAAGAAAUAAUUUGACCAUUAAAAAUUAAUUCCCAAAAUGUGACAGUCCUUUAAUUAAAAAUGCAGCUCCUUAUAGGCAAUAUAGAAAAUGCUCAUCAGGUUAUAGCUCUAGCAGCCGAGUUAAAAUAAUAAAUGCAAUAUUUAUCUGGGGUGCAAAACGGAAAUGAUACAAACCAAAUAUUGAUCCAGAAACUCAUCUACAUACUGCUGAAAUCUGCCGAAAGCUAAACAGGCAUUCUGAAUGUAUACAUUGGCAUUAUUGUCUUGAAUUAUGCAUCGAUAUGCCCCUUAAUGUCAGAAUUGUGUACACAAGUAGGUUUGUACUUCUUAACCUCUCUCAAUGUAAAUGAAGAAGGGAAUAUUACAUAUUAGACUUCUGGGAGGAGAGUGUAAAUGUUGAGUUAUAACAGUUUCUGUAAUAUCGAGAUCUGUUCAAGGUCUCUCCUCAGCUUUUUUUUUUUCUUUAGAAAUAUCUUCAUUUCUGAAGCACGCAUGGUAUGAGAAGUAUUGUUUUUAAAAUAGGAAUACAUACAAAAACAGCUUCUGGCUUCAUUUUUUUUAUCUGUUAUUUUCUUUUUUCUUUCUUUCUGUGCCAAGGCACAUCAGAACGCAUGGCCAAACUGCAGCAGUAAAAAUAGCGAAGCAGUUCUCACAGAUCAGAUACGAUACCCGACGGAAUUGUGUGCAUGCAAUGUGUGCGUUUCUUCAGUUUGAAGACAACAUUUUACGUUAGGAUCUGGCGAAUGUGUUUAAGUGAUUCUAACGUAAAACACAGUAUCCGUCGUGACUCAGAUUUUAUUAGCAACAAGUAAAAGUCUUCCUCAUAAACUUCUGCGAAGCAACAAGCAAUCGUGACCUCUGGAAAACUUGUGCGUAUGUGCGUGUUUGUGUUUGAGCAUGCUUGCAUGCACCUGUAUAUCUGUGCUGAGUGCUUCCAUGUCCAUAUUUUCCAUUUUUGUAUGUGAGUCAAUUUCACUAGAAUAGCCAAAAAUAAACUGCUGUGACCCUGUGAGUACAGUAUCAGAGAAACUAGCUCAAUAUUAGCCCUCCCCACCUGUUAAAUCAAUUAUAUACAUGGUUGAAGUUUCAGUAUCAUUUGCAAUUAAUCAAGAACUUUGCGAGCCUUUUCACUCAGUGCAUUAGUAUAAUACGAAGUAGCCAGUUUUUGGGGCAAAUGGAUAUCGUGACAAGUCUCACAACUCAACUCCCCCCCCUCUUCAUGGUCUCAGCAUGACUGUUCACCGUCCGGCUUUGGAUCAGAGCCAGGAUGAACAGCCUUGUUUGUGCCAUACCGGGUUGCAGGCUUGGCUGCCAUGGAACAAUAUGCACAGAGGACAGCACAGAAAUGUAAAUGUGACCCUAGUCAGCUCUGAAGCAGGCCCUGUUUCACAACACUGAUUCACUGUUGUUUACCUGAUUAUUUUGCUCCCUGUAACCCUCUCAUUAUGGCCGGUCAUUAAAGACUGAGAGUAAACAUUCAGCAUCGGCCCAUGACGCUGUCCACUGCGCUAUACACGAUCAGUGACUCAUCUCCUCUACAAAAAAAAAAAAAAAAACAAGCGAAAGAAGAAAGUCAUCUUUCCUGAUGCUCAUCCGCUCUCAUAACGUUUCCGGUUUAUAGUGUGCAAAUAAAUACUUUGUUGUGUGGCCGAUAUUUUGGUAUCCGUAUUCUUUUUCUACAGGACUGUAUCUCUUACUGCAUGUCUUGCAUGUCUCUUAUCAGAUGGAGGCACUUAGAGUUGUUUGUGGUCACGUUUAUGCGUAUGAGGGACACAAGCGUGGGAUUUAGCUCACUAGAAGAAAGGAUGUUUUGAUACGUUUUUACCUCCUGUUACUUCCAUUGCCUUAUAGUAAGGCCCAGUGGUAAAAUCUCUUAAUUGUUCUCAAAAUGAAUUGAUGUUAUCCUUUUGUGGAGAGGAAAUGUUCACUUGGCUUCUCAUUUUGUUGUAAAUUAAAUGUUUUCCAGUUGAUGCGUACUUGAAUACACACCUGAAUAAAAUACAACAGAAUCCAUUGUGUCUUUUUGUGUGUG
Molecule: messenger RNA, 6502 nt
Organism: Onychostoma macrolepis
Lineage: Eukaryota; Metazoa; Chordata; Actinopteri; Cypriniformes; Cyprinidae
Gene: egr3
Product: early growth response 3
Exons: 2
Coding region: 784-2049 (421 amino acids)
Biological process (GO): regulation of transcription by RNA polymerase II
Molecular function (GO): RNA polymerase II cis-regulatory region sequence-specific DNA binding; DNA-binding transcription factor activity, RNA polymerase II-specific
Source: RefSeq, a predicted model, not a curated record